Molecule: messenger RNA, 802 nt
Organism: Cavia porcellus (domestic guinea pig)
Lineage: Eukaryota; Metazoa; Chordata; Mammalia; Rodentia; Caviidae
Gene: Mydgf
Product: myeloid derived growth factor
Exons: 6
Coding region: 39-560 (173 amino acids)
Biological process (GO): positive regulation of angiogenesis; positive regulation of endothelial cell proliferation
Source: RefSeq, a predicted model, not a curated record
UCGUCCGCUCGUCCCCGCCCGCAGCUCCCGACUCCAAGAUGGCGGCGCCCAGCAGAAACAGGGUGGGCUGUGGCGCGGCCUGCUUUGCCGCGCUGCUCCUGGCGGCAGUGGCUCUGAGGCCGGCGGAGGCGGUGUCUGAGCCCACGACGGUGGCCUUUGACGUGCGGCCCGGUGGCGUCGUGCAUUCUUUCUCCCAGAACGUGGGGCCCGGGGACAAAUUUACCUGUAUGUUCACUUACGCAUCUCAAGGAGGGACCAAUGAGCAAUGGCAGAUGAGCCUGGGCACCAGCGAGGACCAGCAGCACCUCACUUGCACCAUCUGGAGGCCCCAGGGGAAGUCUUACCUCUACUUCACCCAGUUCAAGGCGGAGGUGCGGGGCGCCGAGAUCGAGUACGCCAUGGCCUACUCGAAAGCAGCGUUUGAACAAGAAAGCGAUGUCCCCCUGAAAAACGAGGAAUUUGAAGUGACCAAAACAGCAGUGGCCCACAGGCCCGGCGCCUUCAAGGCCGAGCUGUCCAAACUGGUGAUCGUGGCCAAGGCGGCCCACAGCGAGCUGUGACCAGCGGCGAUGCCCGGAGCACUGGUGGGUGGCCCGCCUCUUGGGGGCCCUUGGUGUCCUGCGCCAGUGGCCCCGCUCAGUGGUGCCAUGUUGGAGAAACUGCCGCCCGCCAUGCUCCGGAACUGCAGGGACCUGCUGGGCACUGGAGCCCAGGACUCAGCGCCACCGUCCCCAGGGACCUGCUCUGAGACGAACUGGGAAGACACCAGAUGUUUUUAUAUUUAAAUAAAUAAGAAAAAACA